Cucurbita pepo subsp. pepo (vegetable marrow) is the source of this 1139-nucleotide messenger RNA. RefSeq names its product ATP-dependent Clp protease ATP-binding subunit CLPT1, chloroplastic. NCBI's taxonomy places the organism in Eukaryota, Viridiplantae, Streptophyta, Magnoliopsida, Cucurbitales, Cucurbitaceae. The record is from RefSeq and is a predicted model, not a curated record.
GCCCACUAAAGCCAUCUUUGUUCCAAGUUGGUAUCAAUUCCCUCGGGACCUGAUUUCAAUCUUCUCCAAAAUUGAGCUUUCCUUAGCUUCUAAUGGCGGCAACUCGCAUGAAUUCUCUUUCGCUUUCCCUAGUCCCAUUUUCCCUUCCGGCUCAAUCUAAUUGUUACUCUUUAGAACCCAAAACUCUAUUCCUUCCCGCCAGCCCUCUAAUCCAGCUCAACCUCGCAAUUAAGCGUUCUAAUGCCACCCAUUCCGUCUCGAAGUUCACUCGCCGUGCCACCACUGCCACUGUAUCGUUUAGCCUCCCGGCUUCGAAACCCGAGGGCGUUUCCCCAGAUAAACUCCCCAAAUGGUCAGCAAGAGCAAUAAAGUCAUUUGCAAUGGGAGAAUUGGAAGCAAGGAAACUCAAAUAUCCAAAUACAGGCACAGAAGCUUUGUUAAUGGGAAUUUUAAUCGAGGGAACAAAUAUUGCUGCCAGAUUCUUAAGGGCUAACGGAAUUACACUUUUCAAGGUAAGAGAAGAAACUGUCAAGCUACUUGGAAAAUCUGACAUGUAUUUCUUCAGCCCAGAGCAUCCUCCAUUGACUGAAUCUGCUCAGAGGGCACUUGAUUGGGCUGUUGCAGAGAAGUUAAAGUCCGGCCAAUCUGGAGAAAUAACUACAGGUCAUUUGCUUCUUGCUAUUUGGUCAGAGGAAUCGGCAGGUCGCAAGAUCUUGGCCACCCUUGGCUUUGAUGAUGAGAAAGCGAAAGAGAUUGAAAAAACCGUGGACAAUGAUGCAACUUUCAGUUAUAAGUAGAUGGAUUGUGUAGGAAGAUGUGAUGCAAUUUUCAUAUCUUCGUGGAUGGAAUCCUCACAAAGGAACGCCCAAAUGAAACUCAUAUGACUUGGACCCUCGUGCAUCCAUUGGUUGUAUAGCGAUUUGCCUGUUUAAUCAGCACCUGCCGCUCAACAUUAUCAGAUUCAUUUUGAAUUGGCUAUUGUUCGAACUUGUGGAGUGCUGGUAUGGUACGCUACAUUUUAGUGGUCUCAAAUGGCUUGCAGGGCAUAGUUUUCUUACUGUGGCUUUUUUUGGACAAGCUGAAAAGUGAAUAAUAACCCCUAUAUUUAAUACAUAAGAUUCUUAAUUUAAUCUUUGCAA